Molecule: messenger RNA, 4993 nt
Organism: Salmo salar (Atlantic salmon)
Lineage: Eukaryota; Metazoa; Chordata; Actinopteri; Salmoniformes; Salmonidae
Product: coagulation factor XIII A chain-like
Biological process (GO): blood coagulation, fibrin clot formation; peptide cross-linking
Molecular function (GO): protein-glutamine gamma-glutamyltransferase activity
Source: RefSeq, a predicted model, not a curated record
CAUUCACUUGACAUCUGUUGGCGUGACUCUUCCUCCAACUGCAUCUCUACCUGAGAUUUUGAAGAACAGCGAAAACGGUUGACCCCUGCUUUCAACAUGUCUUCCUCUGCACACUGUUCCGGGUCCAAGUUCCUUGGGCGCCUGAAAAGCCCCAUCUGUAGCUCCAAUGCUGAGCAAGAUGACCACCAACUUCCCAAGUUUGAGCACUUUGGGGAGGCUGUGGAAAUUCCCCAUGGCCCCUCCAGUGAUGCCACCCUGGAAUGUGUGAGAGUGGACAUGAUGCAAAAUGAGAACAAGAGCGACCACCACUGUCACUUGUACGAAGGCAAAAACAACAUUCUCAUCGUCCGUAGGGCUCAAGAGUUUCAGAUGACCCUCCAGUUCAACCAGCCCGUAAAUCCCAGUGACAAAUUCCAGAUUGAGUUUUACAUUGGUAUUGAUACCAACGUGUUCAAUGGCACAAAGAUCAUCGUCGCCUUUGACGGCUCACAAACUGGGAAUUGGACCGGCCGCAUGAUACAGGAACAAGGGGAUGAGUGCGUGGUGGGCAUCACCCCUUCUGCGGAUGCCAUCAUCGGAAAGUACUACACGAACGUGGCGGUCAUCAGUGACAAUGGAAUCUCAAGGACACAAAAGGACUCUGGAACAGACUUCUACCUGCUGUUCAACGCCUGGGCGUCCAAUGAUGAAGUGUACAUGCCCAAUGAGGAAGACAGGCAGGAGUAUGUGAUGAAUGAAAAUGGCUGCAUAUACCAGGAGGAAUCAGGUGGUGGAAGGCAAUGGUAUUAUGGUCAGUUUGUGGAAGGGAUUCUUGAUAUCUGUUUCCAAAUCUUGGAUGACUCACACAUGCCUCUAGUAAACAGAGGCGAUGCUGCCAACAUCUGCAGGAUAGGCUCUGCAAUGAUGAACUCCCAGGAUGACCGCGGAGUCUUGGUGGGCAACUGGAGCGAGGACUUCUCCAAUGGCACUGCACCAACCUUCUGGAUUGGCAGUGACCAGAUCCUGCUCCAGUACGCCAGCAAAGGCCCCGUCAGCUACGCCCAGUGCUGGGUCUACGCCGGGACGCUCAACACCUUCCUGCGGUGUCUGGGCAUCCCUGCCAGGGUGAUCACCAACUUCAACUCCGCCCACGACAACUCAGGGAACAUAAUCACGGAUCUCGUCUUCAACUCAGUGGGAAAUCAGCUUGAACUGAACGAGCGCCUUACCAGAGACUCAAUCUGGAACUACCACUGCUGGAACGAGGCUUACUUGUCCAGACUUGACCUCCCUGCAGACCAGGACUUGGGUGGCUGGCAGGUUGUGGAUUCCACCCCCCAGGAAACCAGUGAUGGAUAUUUCCGCUGUGGACCAUGCUCUAUCAAAGCCAUCAAGGAAGGAAUGCUCGGCUAUCAAUUUGAUGGCCCAUUUGUGUUUGCUGAGGUGAAUAGCGACGUUUACAAAUACACGCUAAAUACACAAACUGGGAAAACUGAGUUACUAAGCGUAGACAAAACUUAUGUCGGCAAGAAACUCGUGACGAAGUCCAUUGGUGGAAACAAUUAUGAGCCAAUGGACAUUACAGAGACGUACAAAUACCCAGAAGGCAGUAGUAAAGAUGAAGAGACCAUGAAGAAUGCCGAGAGAACCUACAAGUCGCAUAUGCAAUAUGAUGACGAGCAGGGUGUAGAGAUGACGCUGGAGAUCCCGCAGGAGCGUGUGAAGAGUGGCCAGAACUUCCAGAUGGCUGUGGUCUUCAGGAACCUGAGUGAAGACAUACGCACCAUCCAUGGCCUCCUGGUCGGCUCCACAAUCUACUACACCAACAUCCAAAGGGCUCAGUUCAAGCAGGAGACCUUUGAUGUCACUCUGAACCCAAUGGAGACGUCGAGGGUACAGGUGGUCGUGCUAGCCCAGAACUAUGUGCCCCAGCUGGGUUGCCAAUCCAACCUCCGCUUUGUGGUGACGGCCAAGAGCUUGGAGAACAACCAGGACAUGAUGGCCAUACAGAUAGUGAACCUGAAAGGCCCCGACCUGGCCUUUGCGAUGAGUGGACCAGCGAAGGUGAACCAGAAGGUAUUUGUCAAGGUGGAGUUCACCAACCCGUUCCCAUUCAGCCUGCGUGACGUGAGGAUGGCCAUGCAAGGGCCUAAUUUCAUCUCAUACCGGGAAAGGUUGUACAGUGUGAUCGCUCCCGGUGCCUCCAUCACCUGGAUGGAGUCCUGUGUCCCUACGAGGUCUGGGAAUACAAUGAUCUAUGCUGUCCUGGACUGCUCGGUCCUUGGGAAUGUGCAAGGCAAUUGGGCCAUCGUCGUCCAGGCCUGAGCAUUGCCCAGGAAGCCCUUCCCACCUGCUAAUCGCCUGCCAUCGACCGGAGAACCAUGGACGAAUAGAGGCUCUUGUGUAGAUUUGAAAGAAUUUGAUCGCUGGAUAAGCAAUUCCAUCUAGCCUAUGAGAGGGUGAGGGCGAGCAAAUAACAUACCCCUUACAGAAAAAACACAUGAUUCACAGGUGAAAUUUCCUCCUUUGAAAUCAUGUGAAACCAUGUUUUUUUCGAACACUGAAGUUUACAUGUGUAUUUUACAUGUGAUCACAACCUUUCACGUGAAUAUUUUUCAAAUGAGAUUCCACAGAUGAUGCCCUGCAAACAAAAUUGAGUCGUUAGGAUACACACAAACAGUGCUUUUAACAUACAGUGUUUUCAACAUACAUAUUUGACAUGCAUGAUUACAUUGUGUAUGUUUAUUUAUGCAGUAAUUAUUAUUCAACAUGUCCACAGCUGGGUUUUAAACUCACAAACUCUUGGUUCACGGCAUCCCGACCUUCCUGCUACACCAUCAAGUCGGUGUCAAUUACAAAUUGAACCUGUAUUCCUACACUUUGGGUUUAAGUCAAAUAAAUAUCAGCUUUGUUAAAAAUACACGAUUAUAAAAAACUAUUAUAUUUAUCAUAGUGAUUCAGGAGUAACAUUAAAACAGAGUAAUAUCCUCCACAAACAGUAGACAACUAUUCAGAAAACAAUACUUAUUCUGAAAUAACUGUAUGAAAUCUAUGGUGAGAGAAUAAUCAGAUUAACUAAAAUAGAAGUGCAGAUGGCACUCUUUUGCUAAGUGCAGACAUGUAUUAUAGGUAAUGAAUGUGUAUAGGAAUGCUAUAGACUUUGAUGGGCAGCAGAAAGAUCAGCGUAACCCAGAAGUUGUAAAUUCUAAUCCCAGGUGGGGUCAUAUUGAAAAGUCACUACUAAGUGAUCAUGUCAAAAAUAAUCAUGUUAUCAUUGAUGAAAUAUUUGGUGCACUAUUUUAGCUGAAUAGUGUACCAUUCACUUUAAAACCCACAUAUCAUUUGAUUCCCUUACACAAUAAGACAUGCAAAAUCGCAUUUUGACAUAUGAAAUAUAUUUUUUCACAUGUUGAGCUGAAAUGUUCACAUUUUCACAAAAGAAAAAUCACAAAAAAAGAGACUUGAGGUCAGUUGUUCACAUAUGAAACCACAUGUUCACAUGUAUUCAAUUUAAAGUUCACAUGUUAACACCACCUUUUCACAUAUGAGGAGAAUAACAUGUUUUCACCUCACAUGUGGAAUUUAUUUUUCAUGUGUGAAAACGUUCACAUAGGAAAAUAUAACUCUCAAAUGUGUAGUUUCAUGGUAUCAUACGUAGACAUUUUGCAUCCCCAUGUUGUCACAUUUAUUUCACGAGAUCAUGUUUUCACAUGUGUAGUUUCAUGUUAUCAGAUGUUGCUUUUACAUGUUGUCACAUGUUCUCAUGUUAAUUUCACAUAAGAUCACAUGUGAAACAGAUGUUAUCACAUGUGAAAUGUAUGUGAUUUUUCUGUAAGGGAUUGCUUACACCGAUAAGAUUUUUUACAGAAAUGCCUAGGGCUAGGGGCUAGGAGUGGAUUUGGAAUUGGGCAGAAGAGGCAGGGCCAAACCGCAAUAAGUUUAUCUUAUUAUUUCUUCUGCAUCGCCAAAUAUCAAUCAAAUCAAUGAAUUUUCAGGCAUUGGUGAGACUUAAAGUUGAAGGGCACCUACAUAAGGACUUCAUCACACAUUCAUUAGCCAUAAAUGCCACAUUCAUGAUCAGUAGAACUGCAAGCUGACUUUAUUUAACUUGGCAAGUUAGUUAAGAACGCAUUUUUAUUUACACUGACGGCCUACCCCGGCCAAACCCGGACGACGCUGGGCCAAUUGUGCGCCGCCCUAUGGGACUCCCAAUCACGGCCAGAUGUGGUACAGUCUGGAUACGAACCAGAGACUGUAGUGACGCCUCUUGCACUGAGAUGCAGUGCCUUAGACCGCUGUGACUUCCUUGAUAUGUCACAGUAUCAUCACUUGCAUGUCAACUCUAAACAUCCUGUGUAAACUUGCAGUUGUUGACAUAGUUUUUUCAUAAAAAUUAACCCUUCACUAGUGUUACAAAAGACUCUCAUGGACGAAAAUCAUUAAAAAAGUUAUGAUUCACAUGAAUAUGAUGGAUAGAGUUUUUUAUGCAUUCUAAUUAGAUUACAUUUAUAUCUCAGGGAUUACAUUUGGUUUUGAGUCAGCCGACUCAGACUCAGAUUCGGUUUCUGUUAUUUUCGAUCUUACAAACCUUUGCUGACUGUAAAUUUCUCAUACAAUCAUGACCUUCAAUCUAAUCAACGGUCCAGUGUUAUCUGCAGUAGAUUUUAAUCAAGCAGAAAAGGUACUGCAUUUAAAGAAGCUAUGCGUGUUUGGGAAACAACGUGAAAAAUGUUUCUUUAGACUGGGAUUUUGGUUGCCAAAACGUUGCACAUCACCCACCUAUUAUCCUUAUAUAAAUAAUUUAAUUGUAUAACGUAAAAAAAGAAAAAAUCACAAUGUAAAAGCCAUAUAUGGGCACCAUUCCUCAGUUAUUUUGUUUGAUAGUAUUUUGUAUAACCAGUAAUAUUGGAAGACCAUCAUUUUUGGCUUUGCAUCAAACUAAAUCUUUUAAUUCACUGCCAUUAACUGUUUAUAACAUUUCAGCUGUUCACUGCUUUUGAUUAACAAUAAAAUC